UUUUAAAAAUUACAUCUAUUGGGAUUAAAAUCUAUUAAAAUUGAUUAUUUGAAUUGAAAUAUGUAUCAGAAGAAAUGUAACAAUGAAAUCCUCUAAAUAAAAUAACAUCGUUUAUAUAACCCAAAUAACGCCGUUACCAAAAUCUCAAAAUUAACUAAAACCUCGAAUUAAAACUUUAAACGAUGGGUAACAAACAAGAAGAGGUUGAAUUCGAUUGGAUUACCCUACAUGAUCAAAUGGGGUUAAUGGGUACUGAAACAACUAAGGAUAAAUUCAUCCGGAAAAUGAAGGAAAAUCCUUUCGUUCCUAUUGGAUGUUUGGCUACAACGGCUGCUUUGGGUUAUGGAAUUUGGAGCUUUAGUAGUGGAAAUACAAAAAUGUCACAGAUGAUGAUGAGAACAAGAGUGGCUGCGCAAGGAUUUACUAUUGUUGCAUUAUUGGUUGGACUUGGAUUAAGUAUUAAAGAUAAAAAGUGAAAUAUGAAAUGUUAUUAGUAAUAAAUAUUAGUAAUAAAAACAAUUUUGUUUGUACAUAUGUAACUUAGAGUAAUAGAAUAUAAAUAUUUAGAAUCUUC
Molecule: messenger RNA, 574 nt
Organism: Onthophagus taurus
Lineage: Eukaryota; Metazoa; Arthropoda; Insecta; Coleoptera; Scarabaeidae
Product: HIG1 domain family member 2A, mitochondrial
Biological process (GO): mitochondrial respirasome assembly
Cellular component (GO): mitochondrion
Source: RefSeq, a predicted model, not a curated record